AUGGCUACUGGCAUUGAUCUGCUUGUGGCUGCAGCGCUAUGCGUUGCCUGUCCACCCCUAAAUACAACCCUACCGCUGGGCCUAAUCGUGUUGGACGACGAGGGUAUGGAAGUUACGCCGACACCUAUCGAUACGGAUCCGUCUAAUUUGGGCUUGGAUGAGGAUACUCCGGCGGAAACGCUGGAGACUGUGAUCAGUAAGAAGGUAAAGCUGCGUGCCCUGCGUGAGUGGAUAAAUGGCCGCCACCUGCGCAUUGCCACGCUCGAGGACUAUCCGCUGAGCUAUACGGAGCUGCUGGAGAAUGGCACGCGCUUGGGCCGUGGCGUCUCUUUUGAACUCCUCGACUUUCUGCAGGAGAAAUUCAACUUCACCUACGAGGUGAUCGUGCCGCAAGAUAAUAUUAUAGGCUCUACCACUGAUUUCGAUCGCAGUCUGAUCGAGAUGGUAAACAAUAGCAAUGUCGAUUUGGCGGCGGCAUUUAUUCCUUCACUCACGGAGCAGCGCAGGUUUGUUUCUUACUCGACAACCACUCUGGAUGAGGGGGAAUGGAUUAUGGUCAUGCAGCGUCCGCGCGAGUCAGCUAGCGGUUCAGGACUGUUGGCUCCCUUUGAUUUUUGGGUUUGGAUAUUGAUUCUGGUCUCGCUUCUGGCAGUGGGUCCGAUCAUAUAUCUGCUGAUCAUAACGCGCAAUCGAUUGACCGGCGAUCGCGAGCAGCGUCCCUACUCUCUGGGGCAUUGUGCGUGGUUCGUGUACGGAGCCCUCAUGAAGCAGGGCAGCACUCUGUCGCCAAUUGCAGACUCGACCCGCCUGCUCUUUGCCACUUGGUGGAUAUUCAUCACCAUUCUCACAUCCUUCUACACGGCCAACCUCACCGCCUUUCUCACGCUCUCCAAGUUCACCCUGCCCUACAAUACGGUGAACGAUAUUCUGGUAAAGAACAAGCAUUUCGUGUCCAUUCGGGGCAGUGGUGUGGAAUACGCCAUUCGUACGACCAACGAGACGCUGUCCAUGCUUAAUCGCAUGAUUCAGCACAACUAUGCCGUAUUUUCGGAUGCCACCAACGACACUUACAACUUACAGAAUUACGUGGAGCGCAACGGUUACGUGUUUGUGCGCGACCGUCCGGCCAUUAGUCACAUGCUCUAUCAUGACUAUCUGUAUCGGAAAACUGUCAGCAAGUCAGAUGAGAAGGUGCAUUGUCCCUUUGCAAUGGCGAGGGAGCCAUUUCUUAAAAAGAAGCGAACUUUUGCCUAUCCCAUUGGUUCCAAUCUGAGCGAGCUAUUCGAUCCGGAACUACUCAACCUCGUCGAAUCGGGUAUUAUCAAGCACUUGUCGGCUAAGAACUUACCAAGUGCUGAGAUCUGUCCGCAAGAUUUGGGCGGCACCGAGCGUCAACUUCGCAAUGGAGAUCUCAUGAUGACUUACUACAUAAUGCUGGCGGGCUUUGCUACUUCUAUGGCCGUAUUUAGCACCGAGCUGAUGUUCCGCUACGUAAACAGCCGGAGGGAGAGCAAUCAGUGGGCACGUCAUGGAGUUGGCCGCACUCCUAAUGGCCAGUCAGUUCAACCGUCCCGCUGGUUACGUGGCCUGCGCCGUCUGAAUGGGGAGAAGCGGGUGCUGAACACAUCAACGCAUGAUGAGAACAUAACACCACCACCUCCCUAUCAGAGCAUAUUCAAUGGUAAUGGCGGUUCCGACUUACAUGGACUGCAUCGUUGGCGACGUCCCGGCCCCAAUUUGGGCAACGGAGUGCUCCUGGGAGGUGGCGAAGGCAACGAGCGCAGUGGCGUCCGCCGUCUUAUAAAUGGUCGGGACUAUAUGGUAUUUCGUAAUCCGAAUGGACAGAGUCAGCUGGUGCCGAUGCGAACGCCCUCGGCAGCCCUAUUUCAGUACACCUACACGGAAUAG
Scaptodrosophila lebanonensis is the source of this 1908-nucleotide messenger RNA. RefSeq names its product glutamate receptor ionotropic, delta-1 (gene Ir76b). The coding region runs from base 1 to 1908 and encodes 635 amino acids. The record is from RefSeq and is a predicted model, not a curated record. NCBI's taxonomy places the organism in Eukaryota, Metazoa, Arthropoda, Insecta, Diptera, Drosophilidae. The transcript has 5 exons. Gene Ontology annotation, molecular function: ligand-gated monoatomic ion channel activity. Gene Ontology annotation, cellular component: membrane.